AUGUACCACGCGGGUGUACCCUUCUCGGCUCGUUGGCGCCAUCCAUUGUGUACCGACUUCUCGUGGCGGGAACAACGAGCCAAUCACCGUGCAGUACCUGCCACUUCCCGCCACCAACACUCUCGAUUCCGCCCGAUGAAGCGCAAGUGCCGCGCUCCAUCCCCUACGUCCCCGCGCUCUCGUCGCAGUCGUUCCAGCAGCCCUGUCGACGAUGCCUCGUCACCUGCAGCUGUCCGCGACGUUACCACUGGCCGUAGCACAGUCGGCGUGUCCAGAGAACGGGCGCUGUACUUUGCCACUGGCGAACGCCCGUCAAGCGUCGCCCAACCACCUUCGGCCGACAAGGAAGCGUGGCCGGGCUACUUUGCCACCGCUCAGCAGCUCCAUGACAAUCGCCAGGCAGCUCAAGCCGCGCGCAAGCAGCGCCAAGACGUCGAACAGCUGCAGCAGAGCCAAACCUCGCCGUCUUCAAAGGUCGUCGAGUGGCACCCGAAACGCGUGCCUCGUGCGUCUGUUUUGACGGCAAACGACGUGGUGCAGAAGCUAAAAGACACGGCACUCGAGGUGUCUGGCGACGCACGUCGAACAGCUGCCGACGCUCGAGUACAUUGA
This is a messenger RNA of Peronospora matthiolae, 612 nucleotides long. The record is from the annotation of a GenBank genome assembly. Lineage: Eukaryota; Oomycota; Peronosporomycetes; Peronosporales; Peronosporaceae.